Aspergillus ochraceoroseus IBT 24754 is the source of this 1066-nucleotide messenger RNA. RefSeq names its product E2 SUMO-conjugating protein UBC9. The record is from RefSeq and is a predicted model, not a curated record. Lineage: Eukaryota; Fungi; Ascomycota; Eurotiomycetes; Eurotiales; Aspergillaceae. Gene Ontology annotation, biological process: protein sumoylation. The transcript has 4 exons. Gene Ontology annotation, cellular component: nucleus. Bases 410 to 883 code for a protein of 157 amino acids. Gene Ontology annotation, molecular function: SUMO conjugating enzyme activity.
CUCUUCCAGAUCAAAUGAACUUGAAGUCUUGCUUCAACCCUGCCAUUCACCUCACCAUCCACACCUCUCGCCUCGUUCUAUCUUACGAUACCAUUUUGUCUGCCCACCUCUCUCUCGCAUAUCUCUCCCACCUAUUUCUGGCGCUCCUCCUGAGGAUCACUCUACCUAGGUAGCUUUUGCCCUGUUCUGCAACCCCAGCUCCAACCCCGAAGUCGCGCAACGCAAUUUUCACCUCACCUGUCGCCUCUCACCUACUCUUUGAUUGAGUUUAUAUUUUCUCGGCUCCCUUUGGCGUCGUCUACCUGAUAUCUUCUUCCUACCAAGGCGCGACCUUUCACGAACCUCGCCUCCAUUCUUGUCCAAUAUCACGGAACCUCUUUCGGAUUUGUCAACCUGUCUACCAGAAACAAUGUCGCUGUGUCUCAACCGUCUCACUGAAGAGAGAAAGCAGUGGCGACGAGACCAUCCAUUCGGUUUCUAUGCCAAGCCACACAGAACUCCUCAGGGUGUCCUUGACUUGAAGAGAUGGGAAUGUGGUAUUCCUGGGAAGUCGCAAACACUGUGGGAGGGCGGUCUGUUUAAGCUGGACGUUACGUUCCCCGAUGAGUAUCCCACAAAGCCUCCUAAGUGCAAGUUCGUACCUCCGCUUUUCCACCCCAACGUCUAUCCAUCCGGCACCGUCUGUCUGUCUAUCCUGAAUGAGGAUGACGCGUGGAAACCCGCCAUCACCAUCAAACAGAUUUUACUUGGAAUUCAGGAUUUGCUCAAUGACCCAAAUCCAGAGUCCCCUGCACAAGCUGAUGCAUACCACUUGUUCAAGCGAGAUAGACCAGCUUACGAGAAACGUGUUCGACAAGUUGUGAAGGAUAACCCCGCCCUAUAAAACCAACCUGACGACAAGCGUAUUGUUUUUUCUCAAUCAGGGUCUUCAUGAUUUCGCAACUCUAUUUUCACUUUCUAUUUUCCAAUUCUCUUCAUCAGGAAUUCAGGAGUUUUAUUGGCGGAGAUGGCAGAUCAAGCAACUUGUUCCACGUGGGGUAUGGUGAAGAAGACCAAGAUCUCAAUC